This is a messenger RNA of Diaporthe batatas, 630 nucleotides long. RefSeq lists its product as uncharacterized. NCBI's taxonomy places the organism in Eukaryota, Fungi, Ascomycota, Sordariomycetes, Diaporthales, Diaporthaceae. The coding region runs from base 1 to 630 and encodes 209 amino acids. The record is from RefSeq and is a predicted model, not a curated record. The transcript is spliced from 3 exons.
AUGGGUGCCCUACAAAGUAUUUUCGAUCCCGGUACCUCGACUGUCAUAGCGGUCGACGCCAGAGGAACCUGUAACCACAACCUUGACAGCCUCCGCCCCCGAACCACCUUCGACCACAACUCUCACCACUCCAUCGACGACAACGGCUUCGACAACUCUGACCUCAGUGACGACGACUUCGAAACGCUUGAAAACGACCCUCACAUCUCCCUCAACCACAACGGCCACGACAACAGUCACCCCGGUGGCCGAGCCCAUAUCAGAGGUGCUAGAGGACACUUGGACCACGAUUCUCACCUUGCCCACAACGACGACCACCACGACAACUCUGACCCCUGCCACCGAGACCACGAUUCUUGUCUCGCCGACGACAACUACGGAUACCACAACCCUUACCUCCGUUACCACGGCCUCUGUGUCGUGAGAAACCAAUAUGGACUGCCCCCAGGUCAGUUCGACUUCGGGAUUGCGGCCUUCGCAAUACUCAUGAUCCUGUGCGGUCUAGCAGUUAUAUACUUCUUUAUGUGGCUGUUUGUUGGAUUGCUCCGCUCCCGCGACGUCCCUGUCAGGAGGAUCAUCCCAGAGGAAUGUUAUGACCAGGGCGGAAGCAUUUCCUACGGAAAGUCCUAG